AUGGAUCUGGAGAGACUCUACAGAGAAGGCCAUACUUCCUUCAAGGUCAUCGUUGGUGAUUUUAACGCCAAGAGUGGCCCCAGAAGAACGGCUGAAGAGCUCCACAUCAAGACUCGAGGAAUGGAAUGGAAUGAGAGGCUAAGCCCUUUCAUUCCCGAUGGACAUGGGAGUCACGUGGUGGGCAGUUCCAUAUGAGAUAGAUCACAUCAACGUCAAUCGAAAGUUUUGCCUGACUGGCGCCGCUGCUGUUCCGAAGUUCUACAUGGGGAUUCGAAGCCCCAACACUGUUGUCAUUUUGGAUCGCUUCGCUUCUUUGGCGAGUUUGUGGGAAGAUCCCGUCAGUGACAACGACAACAUCGAUGAAGAAUACGACCGACUCGUCGAGCAUCUUCACGAUAGCACCGGGAAAGCUGAGAGAUUCGCUGCCGCUCUCGAGAACAUCAAGCAUCAUAUGGAAUGGGAAACGGCCGCUACUUACAUCAUCUCCGCUUUGCAGAUGACAUCGUGCUUAUAACACCCAACAUCGAGCAGGCGGAACAAAUACUGGCCGUGUUGGACGACGCUUCAGGGAAAGAUCGGAUUACGACUGAACCAAACGAAGACUUUGUUAAUGCGAAACGGAUUGAUACCUGA
This is a messenger RNA of Haemonchus placei, 633 nucleotides long. The record is from the annotation of a GenBank genome assembly. NCBI's taxonomy places the organism in Eukaryota, Metazoa, Nematoda, Chromadorea, Rhabditida, Trichostrongylidae.